AUCUAGAAAUUUAUAAUAUAGUUUUAGGAUAAUCUAAAAAAAUGAAUAUAUAGUUAUUUGUUUAUUCUUGAAAUUCAAGUCUAAUUGGAGUUCAUCUUGAACUUUCCUCAUUGCACUCAAAGACUCCAGCGUUGUCUUCUUUAAUUGCAUCAAGUAUUUUUUAAGAGUCGAUGCGGCUUUUAAGUGCUUCCUUUCGCGUGAGCAGUUCCAAAGGUGUUGAAUCGUCAUAUCUUCCAUCCUCAAUUGAACCUCCAAUGACAUCAGCCACAAUUUCUUCUAACGUUUGUGGCGCAAUAAAUUCAUCAUUUUCACCUAAAUACUUCAACAAAUCACUUACAUCCAUCUUGUUAUGAACUUAUAACAAUAAGCAUCACAUGGACUUCGGUCGCUGGGCCGCAGAGGGAGGCCGUAGCCGACCGAGGCGGCGACGGAGAGGAGUUGGCCGCCGAGGCGGCGACGGAGAGGAGCUGGCCGACCUAGGAGACGACGGCGGGGAGCUGGAAGGCGACAUAUGGGACCAGAUCUGGACAUUCAGUGGUCGAAAUCGAAGAAGCAGAUGGCACCUGAUUUGGACAUGCAGUGGCCAAAAUCGAAGAAGCGUAUUGCGCUAGAUGUGGCCAUUUAGUGGCCUAGGUUGAAGAUGAUGAAGAAUCUCUUGAAUCGGACAAGGACUACUGAAACCUCGUCUGCUCGUCGCUUUCUCCCAAAUCGGAGCAACUCGGUCUUCGACCAGCGGCCAUUGGCGGCGUCUUUCUCCGGUGAGUGGUGGACUGGUGCCUGGCGGUUGUCCACUGUCUCGGCGGCUCAACCUCUUUCGUUAGGGACAUAGUUUGUAAAGAAUGGGGGUUGGAAAGGAACGAGGAUGGAGAGGUAGGAGUGAGUUCGUGAGGUAAGCGGGGGAGAAGGAUGAGAACUAAGCCUUAUACGCCAUCGUAUUUGGUGGGGGUUUCGGUUGACCAGCUAACCGCCGGCUACUUGCCGCGUACAGGUCUGUUUAACGAAUGUGCCUUUUCCUCCACCGAUUACUGAUACCCUCGGUUAAUGGUGUAACCGGUUAUCAUCAAAUACUGGUUCGGUAACUGAUUAAGCCGUUAACCGGGUACCCGAAUACCACCCCUAGACUAUAGGGUUGUUAAUGUAUCUUUAUUCUUUUUAUUUUUGGUUUCAUGGCUGUUAUGUAAUGUUAUAUAUCGUUUGUAAAAUAUAAUAGUAAAAUCUGG
Messenger RNA from Linum trigynum, 1220 nucleotides. Lineage: Eukaryota; Viridiplantae; Streptophyta; Magnoliopsida; Malpighiales; Linaceae. The record is from the annotation of a GenBank genome assembly.